AAGUCUUUUACUGUGUACAUUUCUAUAUAAUGUCGCCGCUAUGAUAACAAUGAGAUUUUUUGCCUCUAUUUUAGAAUGGUAUAAUGGAGACAGCUCAAAUCUUGCAAGAACUGCAAAACCGAGUCGACAAAAUCAAAUAUGAAAUUAUAACCACAGCGAACGAAGUGUCCUCAUUAUAUGUCGAUAAAACAUCUGUACCCGUAAGUUCUGUCGAGUCGCAACAUCAAAAAGGUAUAACAGAAUCUACACUAAUUGAAGAUAAACGAAUUCGGCCAUAUUCAGAAAACCAUGAAAAACAUGAUACAUCAAAAGACAUGUCUUCAAGUCUUUUAUCUGAAAUCAAUGAGAAUGUAUAUGCGUCAUUGACACAAACACUAAAUGAAGUGAAAAGUAUUGUCUCGAUACUAACAGACCAUGUAUCAACGUGGAAAAACAACUUUAAAUUGGUUUAUGUUGGACUUGCAGAUUAUCAAGAAAUAGACGAGAUUGCUUCCAGAUGCAGCCGAAUUGGGAGGAAUAUUCAUGACCUGCAUCAUGAAAUUCUUCCAUUAUUGUUCAAUAUCCAUGUAGACUGUGAAUGGUCUACGAAAGUACUAGACAUUUAUGAGCACAAGUUGGACAGUCUGAUUUAUGACUUCACUAAAAGCACAUUUCUUGUCACUGAACAGGACAGUUGUUUCAUCAGAAUGGACGGGGGAAAACAUCUUCCUGUUUUUACCGUCAGGAUACUAGCGGCAGAAAAUUUGCCGCCACGUUCCGAUAAGAUAGAGGCAAUGCUGCUGUCUGAACGAGACAUAAAUGAUACUUUUCAUAGCGACGACGAUGUGAAACUUUUUUCAAUGGAAGCGAAGGAGAGAGGUCUCUAUCUUGCAACAAACCAAAUCUAUUUCACACCCACAAAACACGCAUGCUUUAGAAAGUUGAAAAUAAAGGAUAAAAACCCUCCGGAAGAGUUCACCUCAGGCGAACAGCAGUACAAAAGGAAAUAUAGAACAGUUUUUACAACAACAUUCGCUGACAGGCGAUACUGGACGCUCUCUCUCCCAUUGACUUUGCUCCAUGAUUCAGUAGAAGAUCAAGAAUUUCUUGCCAGUACGUCCAUUAUGUGGCAAUGUUGUGGUACUGACGUGUUCAAGCUACCCUUGCAAUCGGAUACAGAAUUGCCAUGGACCAAGAUAGAGGAUAUUUUACAGGCAAAGUUCCUCAAGUUAUAUCCAUUGAAGCCACUUUCUGAUGGAAACAUACUUUAUUUGAAGGACAUGUUGUUUGGAAAAUGUCUUCACGUAGCAUGUACAACUGAUGUUCCGGAUUCACGGAUUGUUUCGUUUGAAGAAUUCUGUAUAAAUGAAACGGAAUCAACUUCUUCGACACAAACUUUCUGGAAAUGGGUUACAGAUGCAUACAACGUCAUUGAAAAAUAUCUAAUAGACUUUUGGAAGAAUGGUUUGAUACCUGGGUUUAUCAGCAAGGAAGAGGCUGAACUGUGGCUAAAAGACUACAACACCCUAAAGCAUGGGACCUUCAUUUUGCGAUUUUCUGACCAUCACUUGCCAAACAAUGGGAAUGUUCAAAAUGCAUAUGGGCAGCUCAAUGCAUAUGUAUUAACAAUCACAGAAAAAAAAGUGGUCAUAUCAUACUUGGCGUCAAGCGUAUAUAGGAAACUUGGCGGAUACUUGAAUGGAAAUGACAGUAAAACAGCUGAACCACGCUGGGUAUUUCUAAUCAAGCACAGUGAUUUACCUAUAAGCGAAAGUGACCAAAGACAUAUAGAGAAUGCAACCAAACCAGGUGUUAUAUUUCUGGAGAAACUGGAAAGACUUUUAUACAAGAUACCAGACCUUGAAAAUAUGCUCCGGGAGCAUGGAAUGCAUGACGGUCUUGAUAUAUUGCACCCAAGUGAAGAAAACGGUAUCUAUAAUGAAGAAAGCGUUCUAGCUAUAAGCGAGUAUGUAUUCAGAAAGAUCGGAAGAGCCCUCGAAGAGUUACAUGUCGUGCAAGUUCCAGAUGGUCAGUCUGAACCCUGCUGGAACUAUAUCAUUAAUAAUGAUAACACACUCAACAUAACGCGGAAAGACCAAAGGAAUAUAGGUAACAGUUUAAAGCCGGGCGAAAAAUUCCUCGAAAUCUUCAACAAUUGCAAACACACUUUGACAGACCUUAAGAACUUAUGCAAGACUUACAAAAUGCAAGGAAUCCUUGAUAUACUUGCAUCAACUCGAGAAGAAGGGGAUCUGUUAAAGACAUUAGUUGAUGUGCAUAUUGGCGGCGAAAGGGAAUUUCGAGAGCAGAAAUUGCUUGAUAUUUUGAACGAAAGGCGUUCACCGGAUGGCUGUCAAAUGCUAAGAUACCUCUAUCCGGGAGAAUACACAUUGGAUGACCUCUGCGAAAAAUAUACUUAGUGAUUGAUGAUAUGAAACAGGAAGAAAUGAGUAACACUAACAUUUUAAAGAAAAGCGUUUUGAAGAAGACUAAAGAUGUUCAUAAGUACCCACCUACAUAGGAAAAGAGGGUUUGGAAAUGCAAAAUACCAGUUGCCAACUGCUAUAUGCUGAUUGCGAGUUAAGACAUGCAAAAUGCUUAAUGCUAACUACCAUAUGUUAAUAACUAUUUGCUUAUUGCUCUUUUGUUCAUUUUAUUUGUCUAUUUGCAUUUACGGAAUGCCAUUUGCCAAAUUCUGUUUGUCAAUUGCUCUUUAAAUUUGCUAUUUGCAACUUACGAUUUGCCAAUUGCUUAUGUAUCAAUUGUUAUUUCUUGCCAAAUCGCUGUCAUUUCUAGAGAUAUGUUAUGACGAUUUGCAUUAUUUAGAUUAAAUGUGUUGUUUUCAUUUGUAAAGGAGUCUUGUUUACAUAUAUGAACAGACAUGACGAAAUUUUAAGUAGCAAAAAUGAACUAGAAUUUUCAAGUGUUGUCAGUGGACAUUGUACUCCUAGGAAUAAAUGUGUUCUUGUGUAUGACAAGUUUUUUGUGAGAGAUUCGCCUGUGGUUUUAUUGGUAUAUUCUGUUUUUAAAGUUAAAGCACUAAAGGGUCAGCCGUUCGAAUCGUAAGAGACAAAUUCAGUUGAGAAUAUUUUUACUUCCUAAACUUAAUCCUAAAAUACAACGUCAUUUCCGGCUUUGUAUUUCAUUUAAAGAUGUAGAAUAUUACUUGAAUUAUAUUAUUUUGAUAAAGGCCGUAAGGCCGAAUUGUUAAUGAAGUAAAAUAUAAACUAGAGUCUUUAGAAACUGAUUGCAAAUUUUUAAUAGGAUUAUUAUAACGAAUCUCAGUUAGAGGUAGCAUUCGACAUGCAAAUAGCAACUGCAAAUCGCAAGAAAAAAAUGGGCGAUUUAAAAGAAUAAAGCAAAUUACACAAAUGUGUUCUAUUAGUUUGUCAGUAUUUUCACAGUUUUUUAGUCUGUGUCACAAAAUGUAGUUAAAACUAAAGUAAACAUAUCUUAACCCAGCACACACAGGAAAUGGGCCUAAAGUAAAAUAACAGUAUGACUCCAGAUUCCUUUUGCUUUUUAUUCUUAAGUUAAAUUACUUAGGUAUUAUCUAGAGUAUAAGCAAAUCGGUUCCAAUGGUUUGCUGCCUUAAAGUUGGCCACCCGGACUUCGGUCAUGUAAUAUGUUUGUUCGGAACAAAACUGACCAUUUACACUUUUUAAUACUACUUAAAUAGUUUAAUAUUAAAUAUAAAAAAUCCAAACACUAUCAAUGGAAAUCUUAGAAAGGAGAAACCAAAAGAAAAGCAUGCUUUUUGAAUACUUCCGCAUCGAGAUAAAAAAAUCUGGUUCCUUAUAAUGGAUCAUUCUGUUCCUUGAAAAGAACUCGACCAGAAUAUUAGAAAAUGGAGAAAUAACGUAAAAUUGUUGCUUGAAGCGAUUUACCGCCUGCGAUUUUUCGCCUUCGAUGAUUCAUUGAAAUUAAGGGGGAGUAAUUAUGAAGUAAACAGACUUAACGUUCUGUUAUUAACUCCCCUUAAACACUCCUAUAGAUUUUUGGCAUGGAGCUACGGCAAUCCUAUUGUUUUCGGUGUAAUUUUGCAUCCCCGAAUGUAUUUUAGUAUAUUCAUUAUAAUAGGUGAAGCUGGGGAACAAGGAUGAAAUUAUUAAGACUCUGUCGAUUGUUCAACGCUAUCUCUUUAUCGUUCUUACAUUUACUGUUUAGGUGUUCGGGUGAAGCAUUUUUUUCAAUCUCAGAUAUUUCAAGAACAUCUUUAAAAUUAAUAUUUCCUUUUCAAAUUUCAAAUAUUUCCUUUUCAAAUUUCUCUUUGUUGGAAAUAAAUGGAUCCGUUAACUUAUUUGUCUAAUUCAUGACAGGGUGUUUUGUGGACAAUAUGAAUGCAAUAAGGUGUCACACUUCCCCAUUCCACCAACAUUUUCAAGUAUUUCCUCACAUUAAUUGAUUGUCAUCAUUAGAAUUUCCUCAUUCCUUUAAGUGUUUCUUGAUUUGAUUUUGAAGCACUUGUCAAAAUUGUUCUCUGUUGGAUGAGUGAUUUCACUUGAUAUGACCUAUCUUUUGAUCGGUAAAUAAAUUUAGAUCUUCUGCA
Molecule: messenger RNA, 4528 nt
Organism: Mercenaria mercenaria
Lineage: Eukaryota; Metazoa; Mollusca; Bivalvia; Venerida; Veneridae
Product: signal transducer and activator of transcription 1-like
Exons: 18
Coding region: 84-2399 (771 amino acids)
Biological process (GO): regulation of cell population proliferation; cell surface receptor signaling pathway via JAK-STAT; regulation of transcription by RNA polymerase II
Molecular function (GO): DNA-binding transcription factor activity, RNA polymerase II-specific; RNA polymerase II cis-regulatory region sequence-specific DNA binding
Source: RefSeq, a predicted model, not a curated record